Messenger RNA from Hyalella azteca, 672 nucleotides. RefSeq lists its product as uncharacterized. The record is from RefSeq and is a predicted model, not a curated record. The transcript has 3 exons. The coding region runs from base 1 to 672 and encodes 223 amino acids. Lineage: Eukaryota; Metazoa; Arthropoda; Malacostraca; Amphipoda; Hyalellidae.
AUGGCGGCGUGCUGGGCUGAGGUGGCGGCUCGGCUGCUGCCGGUGGUCAGCGCCCUGACGCGGCCCUGGGCGGUGGGGGGCGUGGGGCUGUCCUUCACAGUCCAGCUGUCCCAGGAAAGUUUCGAUGGGGAGCAGGAGAAGAUGUGGGCCGGCUCGCCUGUCGCCUGUGGUGGACAGUGUCGCCUGAACCCCGAAUGUGGGGCCUUCGCUUUCAACGCAACUGAGGUCCCAAACUGCGUGCUGUUCGUGCGGCAGACGCGUAGCUCGCCGGGUCUCCCGGGCCUCUACUACAGGGGCAUGUCGUUGACCAACGGCGACUACCUCUUCCGUCUGCCUCCUCCUACUCCCAUUGACAAAUGCAGCAUGUCACUGGCCCUCUGUCAGGGACUGGGCCUGCGACUAGUGCAGGUGCAGCCUGUGCUCAAGGACCUGGUAGUUGUCCAGAGUCAGGGGAAUGUCUGGUAUGACCUCAUGAGGGCUAACGAAAACGCCACCUUCACCACGUUGACAGGAGGGGCUGUCAACACCUCGAUCUUCAAGAUGGUUGAUACCGACCGGUCCUACAUGGCUCCUCAAUGCAUUGCUAGUAACUACUACUGGCCAUACAGGGUGAACUGUACUAGUGAGUUCAUAUGGUCUAAAGCCACUGUCUGCCAGUACUCGCAUCCCUAA